Manis javanica (Malayan pangolin) is the source of this 5061-nucleotide messenger RNA. It is a transcript of the gene ITPRID2, whose product is annotated as ITPR interacting domain containing 2. NCBI's taxonomy places the organism in Eukaryota, Metazoa, Chordata, Mammalia, Pholidota, Manidae. Gene Ontology annotation, molecular function: signaling receptor binding. The record is from RefSeq and is a predicted model, not a curated record.
CCUCCCAUCCCGGCCUCCGCCUCCUCCGCCCGCGCCCGCUCCCCGGGGCCCCCUGCCCGGCCGGGCGCUGACCGCAGGGGCGGGGGUCCCCGCCGCCGCCGCCGCGUCUCACGCAGACUGCGUCUGGGGCAGCGGAGCCUCCGGGCGGCCAUGGACUGGCCCCUGGUGGCGUCGGCGGAGGCGGAGGAGGAACUGGAGUGGUUAGUGGCGAGUCGCAGGAGGAAGGCCUGGGCCAAGUGCCGCGGCUCCUGGCAAGCGUCGGAGGCGGAGGACCUGUCCACAGAAGCGGCGACGCAGGACGAGGACGAGGACGGCGACGAGGACCUCCCUGGCGAGAAGCUGCCAGCGGCCGCAGGGAGAGGAAACGUGCCUAACGAGAAGAUCGCGAUAUGGCUCAAGGACUGCCGUACCCCUUUGGGAGCCUCACUGGAUGAGCAAAGCAGUAAUACACUCAAGGGUGUGCUUGUGAGAAAUGGAGGAAGUUUUGAAGAUGAUUUGUCAUUGGGAGCUGAAGCCAAUCAACUCCAUGACACUGAUGCACAAAUUGAAAACUGCAAUAAUAUGUUGGCCAAAGAGAGAAGACUACAGUUUCAUCAGAAAGGGAGAAGUAUGAAUUCCACUGGAUCUGGGAAGAGUAGUGGGACAGUCUCAAGUGUUUCAGAGUUGUUGGAACUUUAUGAGGAAGAUCCUGAAGAAAUUCUUUAUAAUCUUGGAUUUGGACGAGAUGAACCAGAUAUUGCUUCUAAAAUCCCCUCCAGAUUUUUUAAUUCAUCAUCAUUUGCCAGAGGGAUAGAUAUUAAAGUAUUUUUGAGUGCUCAGAUGCAACGGAUGGAAGUAGAAAACCCAAAUUAUGCUUUAACAAGCCGAUUUCGUCAAAUUGAAGUGCUUACUACUGUGGCCAAUGCAUUUUCUUCUUUAUAUUCCCAAGUGUCUGGGACUCCCCUGCAGAGAAUUGGAAGUAUGUCCUCAGUGACCUCUAACAAGGAGACAGACACACCUCCACCUUUAACCCGAAGUAACACUGCAAAUCGUUUAAUGAAAACACUGUCAAAACUAAAUUUAUGUGUUGAUAAAACAGAGAAAGGAGAAGGUAGUAGCCCGUCCCCAGCAACUGAAAAAGGAAAGAUUCUGAAUGUUUCAGUGAUCGAAGAAAGUGGCAAUAAAAAUGAUCAAAAGUCUCAAAAAAGUGUAAAGAAGAAAGAGUCAUCUUCCAUGUUGGCUACAGUUAAAGAAGAAGUACCAGGUAGUUCAGCAGUUGUUACAGAGAAUGCUGACAUUGAUAGACUUUUUGAUAAAGCAAACAGUAGUUUUAACCAAGAAACUGAAAGUGAGCAAGGUAAAGAAACUCGAAGUCAUGAGAAUAAACUGGGUAAGAAAUCUGGUAUUACAGAAUCUGAUUUAGGUAGUGAUUUCAACAUGUCCAGACCCUGUGAGCUGGAAAAUAGCAACGAGCUGAAAAGUGUCCAUAUGUCCACACCUGAAAAAGAGCCAUGUGCACCACUGACGCUCCCAUCCAUAAGAAAUAUAAUGGCACAGCAGAAGGACUCCUUUGAAAUGGAAGAGGUUCAAAGUACGGAGGGUGAAGCUCCUCAUGUUCCAGCCGCUUACCAGCUAGGUCUUACCAAGUCAAAGCGAGAUCACCUGUUACGUACUGCAAGUCAGCAUUCUGAUAGCAGUGGUUUUGCUGAAGAUUCAACAGACUGCCUCUCCCUUAAUCAGCUUCAGGUUCAUGAGUCCUUGCAAGCCAUGGGGAGUAGUGCUGAUAGUUGUGACAGUGAGACCACAGUCACGUCAUUUGGUGAAGACCUUGUUACACCUACAGCACAAGACCAGCCUUAUUUUAAUGAAUCAGAAGAAGAGUUUCUUGUCCCUCUUCGGAAGGGGCGAGAGAAGGCAGCAGCAGCUGCUGAAAAGAGAAGGUCAGAUAGCCAGGAUCUCCCCCAGAGUGAGACUAUUGAGCACACUGGAAGUAAACAGUCUACCUGUAGUUCAGGGGUCCACCUUACUGAAAUUAUUGAAAUGGAAGAGGUUUUCUCUUCAGCCCAGCCAGUGGAGCUGCUGAGGGAAGCAAGUGCUGAGAGUGAUGGGGACAAAAGCAGUGAAUGUGAGUUUGCCCACUACGCCACACACCAUAUUCUCACCUCACUGGCGUCUCUUGAAGCUAAAUGCAGUGAGAAGGGCUUGGAAACUUCAACUGGGCCUCCCUCUUCUGUGGACAGAGUUAAUACAGCUUUGCAAAGAGCACAAAUGAAGGUUUGCAGUCUGUCUAAUCAAAGAGUAGGGCGUAGCUUGAUAAAAUCAAAAGAUCUAUUAAAAAAGAGGUACUUACUUACAAAAGCUGGCUAUCCUCUGAGAAGGUCUCAGUCUUUACCAACCACCUUACUAAACCCAGUAAGGGUUGUGUCUUCUGUCAAUGUUCGGUUGUCUCCAGGAAAAGAGACCAGAUGCAGUCCACCUUCCUUCACCUAUAAAUAUACACCUGAAGAGGAACAGAAGUUAGAGGUAAUUGAGCACGAUGGCCAGUCUUUAGUUAAGUCCACUCUUUUCAUCUCUCCAUCAUCUGUGAAAGAAUCAGCUCCUCUGAGUGAGGCAAACCGGUUGGAAGAAUGCCAUCAUCAAAGGACUCCUACCUGUUCGUUGUGUGCUCUGGCACCGCUGUCUCAGUCCACCUGCUCCCUUCACUCUGUCCACUCGGAGUGGCAGGAAAGGCCCCUGUGUGAGCACAUGAGAACUCUGAGCUCUCACAGUGUUCCCAACAUAUCAGGUGCCACCUGCAGUGCCUUCAGCCCCCCUUUUGGGUGUCCUUACUCACAUAGACAUGCUGCCCAUCCUUACCGAGUGUGCUCUGUGAACCCUCCUUCUGCCAUCGAGAUGCAGUUGCGAAGAGUGUUGCACGAUAUUAGAAACUCACUACAGAAUCUUUCACAGUACCCUGUGAUGGGAGGGCCUGACCUUGCUGCUGCUCCAUAUAGUACUCAGAGAUCACCCGUCCUACCUCUUCAUGAAAAUACUUUUCAGGAGCUCCAGGUAAUGAGGCGGAGCCUGAAUUUGUUCAGAACGCAAAUGAUGGAUUUAGAAUUGACAAUGCUGCGUCAGCAAACCAUGGUUUAUCAUCAUAUGACUGAGGAAGAAAGGUAUGAAGUUGAUCAGCUCCAGAGUUUGAGAAAUUCAGUCCGCAUGGAACUCCAGGACUUGGAACUGCAGCUGGAAGAACGGCUGCUGGGCCUGGAGGAGCAGCUUCGCAUGCGCGGGCCGUCGCCCUUCCGCCCAUCAGCACUUGUGGGGAUGUGUGGCAGUAGAAGCACCGACAACUUGUCCUGCUCUUCUCCAUUGAAUGUAAUGGAACCAGUCACAGAACUGAUGCAGGAACAGUCUUACCUGAAGUGUGAAUUGGGCAUAGGACUCAGAGAAAUGGGAUUUGAAAUUCCUCCUGGAGAAAGCUCAGAGUCUGUUUUCUCCCAAGCAACAUCAGAGUCAUCUUCUGUAUGUUCCGGUCCCUCUCAUGCUAACAGAAGAACUGGAGUACCUCCUAGUGACUCAGCAGGCAGACCCAAGACCCGUCUGGUACCAAGCAAGAAAGUGUACCGAGCAUCAGUUGCUUUAACACCAACUGCUCCUUCUAGAAUGGGCUCUGUACAGACGCCUCCGGAUGUAGAAAGUUCUGGGGAAGUUGGAGCACCUGAAGAAGCCUCAGAGGCUGUAGGACCAAAAUCUGAAGAGGAGGACAGAUGUGGAAAAAUCCCAUUAAUGCCAGCUGCUAAGGAAAUGCAUAAAAACUUGGAGCAAGAUGAGUUGCAGCAAGUUAUACGGGAAAUUAAACAGUCUAUUGUUGGGGAAAUCAGACGGGAAAUUGUAAGUGGACUUUUGGCAGCGGUAUCUUCAAGCAAAGCAUCUAAUUCUAAGCAAGAUAGUCAUUAAAUGGAAUUUGGAGGUUGCCGUGGAUCCUGUUUUCUGUGUGAUAUUGGACUCAUCAAUGGUAUACACUGGUGGAGGUAUUAUUGUGCUUCAGAAGAUACUUGCUGCUGAGCUGGGCUACUGUGUACAGUAUACAAUGUUUAUUUCUUCUAUGCACAUCUUUUUAAAAGCAUCCAUAGAAACUUAGACACUUUGUUGAUUUUCUUUAAUAAACUAUCAAAACUGUAGCUGUUUGAAAAGCCUAAUAUUUAUUUGUAUGUCGAUAUUUUCCAAUUGAUUCCCUAUGUAGAAUUAAUUUUAAAACUUGAAAACUUCCAGACUUAAUCAACUUAUAAAUAACAUAUUUCUUCGGACUAGCUUCUUAAAACACUGACCUCUAUGAGGUAUUUACUGUGCAAUAACUGAUUCAUUUUUUGAGAGCUUGAAGCAACGAAUGAUUUUCCCUCCACUACUGUUAGUGUCCCUUCCAAGGAGAAAAAUUGUUCUGUUGUAAAAAUUGCUCUUAAUUCUUGAGGAGGUUACUAAUAGCAGUAGGAUAGAAUGAUAGGUGGUUACCUACAACUACUUAAUGUUCUUACACUGUAAGCAUUGUUACCUUACCCAAGACAAAUGUAAUUUUAUUAUAGCUUAUGUAGUAUUUUUCUUUUGAAAACAUGCCUUUUGUUAAGUACUUUUUGCAUUGUCCAGACUUCUUUAUUAUAGAGAGAUGUUUCUUCUGUGUUUUCAACUAAAUAGUAGAGUACUGCCAAAAUAAUGGGGCCUCUGACUUGAAUGGAUAGAAAUGAGUAAGCUGGUUUUGUUUUUUCAAAUGGAAGUAUUUUAGAUUUGUUCUCUUUAUAACAGAUGGUUUUAAUUCAGUUUUAACCAGUGAGAACUGUUGUUCUUAUGAAAAAUAAAGUGGUUUCCUACUUAGUUUUAUACGUGUUAAAUAAAUGUAUAAAGUAACAACCAAAUUUAUUAGAAUUACUCUUUUAGCAUUUAUAAUUUUCAACUCAUUUCUUUGUCUGAAAUUUUAAUCAAAAGUGGUUGAGAUGUUAACAAUAUUCUUUGAAAGAAUAUCUAAAAGGUUUAUGAAUGAGUUACCACACAAAGGCUGAUUUCUAAAUAAAUAAAUAAAUAAAACAAUAAAGUAUUUAUUUUGCCUAA